This is a messenger RNA of Maudiozyma saulgeensis, 2049 nucleotides long. Lineage: Eukaryota; Fungi; Ascomycota; Saccharomycetes; Saccharomycetales; Saccharomycetaceae. The record is from the annotation of a GenBank genome assembly.
AUGUAUUCCUGGAAGAAUAAGUUCAAGUUUGGGAAGUCUAAGGAGGAGAAGGAAGUUAAGCAUACAUCUGGAUUUUUCCAUCACAAUGAGAAUAAGCAAGAAGAGGCAUCAUCUCAUAAAAAUUCUGAUAUGUCUCGUAAGGAGACAAUCACUACUGAUUCACCUUCUGUGAUUGCUCCAAUGCGCUCUUCGAGAGAUGCUUCAUCGACAGCCACAUCGACAACUAAUUUGUCCGAUGAGUUAAGUCAAUUUAGCAAUAGUGGACCUGAAAUCAAUGAAAAUGUUGACCAACAUCAAGAUUUUACAGGUUCUCAACCUGUACCAAACACAUCAACAUCCACCAGUGGUGUCAUGACUAUCAAAGUGUAUAACGGUGAUGGUUUCAAUUUACCAUUCCCGAUUACAGCUAAUAAUCAGAUUUUAUCAAAGUUGUUAAAUUCUGGGGUAGCUCACGUGGAACAGCAUUCUUCUCAACCUAAUGCUGUGAAUGUUGAUCAGUUAAUUGCACAGUUGUCUCGUGUUACUAUCAAUAAUCAAGGUCCAGGAGAUGAAUCUUUGAUACCAGAUGAAAUUUCUUCAAAGUUUAUACCUGCCACAAUUUUAUUACCAGGCUCAAAUAAAUUAAAUCCAUUAUUAUAUUUCACUAUUGAAUUCGAUAAUACAGUGGCUACAAUUGAGCCAGAAUAUGGUACUAUGGAACAACCUAUCUUCAAUAAGAUCUCUACAUUCGAUGUUACCAGAAAAUUAACUUUUUUGAAAAUCGAUGUCUUUGCAAGAAUUCCAUCUAUAUUGUUACCUUCAAGAACAUGGCAACAAAAGAUGAGUGCAUCUGAUGAAAAAUUAAAAGGUAUGUUAGAAAAGAUUAAUAGAAAUGAGGAUAUACAUUUGGAUACAUUCCAUUUACCAAUUAAUUUGCAAAUUGAUUCUGCUGCUAAUAUCAGAUUAUAUAAUCAUCACUGGGUCACUUUAGAUAAUGGAUUUGGUAAAAUUAAUUUGAGUGUUGAUUAUAAACCUUCCAAGAAUAAACCAAUAACUAUUGAUGAUUUCGAUUUAUUGAAAGUGAUUGGGAAGGGAUCGUUUGGUAAAGUUAUGCAAGUGAGAAAGAAGGAUACUCAAAAAAUAUAUGCUCUAAAGGCAAUUAGAAAAUCUUAUAUUGUGUCGAAAUCGGAAGUAACACAUACAUUGGCUGAAAGAACUGUGCUAGCAAGAGUAGAUUGUCCAUUUAUUGUUCCAUUAAAAUUUUCUUUCCAAUCUCCAGAGAAAUUAUAUUUUGUAUUGGCUUUCAUCAAUGGUGGUGAAUUAUUUUACCAUUUACAAAAAGAAGGGAGAUUUGAUUUAUCUCGUUCUAGAUUCUAUACAGCUGAAUUAUUAUGUGCAUUAGAGACAUUACAUGAUUUGGAUGUAAUUUAUCGUGAUUUGAAACCAGAAAAUAUUUUGCUGGAUUACCAAGGUCAUAUCGCCCUAUGUGAUUUCGGUUUAUGCAAAUUGAACAUGAAGGAUGAAGAUAAGACCGACACAUUCUGUGGUACACCGGAAUAUUUGGCCCCAGAAUUACUAUUGGGCCAAGGUUAUUCUAAAGUGGUGGACUGGUGGACUUUGGGUGUCUUGUUAUAUGAAAUGUUGACAGGUUUACCUCCUUAUUAUGAUGAAGAUGUGCCAAAGAUGUAUAAGAAGAUCCUACAAGAACCUCUAAGGUUCCCUGAUGGAUUUGAUAGAGAUGCAAAGGACUUAUUGAUUGGCUUACUAAGUAGAGACCCUUCAAGAAGACUUGGUCGUAAUGGUGCUGAUGAAAUCAAGAAUCAUCCAUUCUUCAGUCAAUUAUCCUGGAAACGUUUAUGGAUGAAGGGCUACAUUCCACCAUAUAAACCACAUGUAAGUAAUGCAGCUGAUACCAGUAAUUUUGAUCAGGAAUUCACAAAGGAGAAACCAGUGGACAGUGUUGUAGAUGAAUACCUGAGUGAGAGUGUUCAGAAACAAUUCGGUGGCUGGACUUACGUCGGUAACGAGCAAUUAGGUUCAAGUAUGGUCCAAGGAAGGAGUAUCAGAUAA